AAUGACUCAACCCAAUGGAAUUUUAACAUGCAUGAAAGUGAAAAUAUCCAAGUUGAAAGAGAAACUAGUAAAGACGUACAUCUUCUUAAUUUCAUUUCAACUCCAGUAGAACCAGAGUCAAAUGAAUGGGAGCUAGAGACGAUAACACAAGUGACAAACAUGGAACAAGAAUCUGGAGCAUCGACAACACUGGAAGAUUUAGAUGAUGCGCUAUCUUCUGUGAGCGACCUAUUUGAGAAUGACAUCGAUGAUCCAACAUACACUCCACCUUCAGGUUCAGAGAGUGAUUCAACUUUAAGUAACGAUUUAGAACAAGUACAAAGUCAAUCUGUAAGUACAAAUACUACAGCAAAUAAUAAUAAUAUAAUACCUCUGGUACCAUACACCGAUUCAGAUGACACGGAGAGCGAGUUACCGAUAGUUACUCAACCUAAAAAUAAAGGAAGAAAAAGAAUAAGGAAUGAAAAAAAGUGGAAAAAAAAACAUUAGAAAGCAGGGACGAAUUUCUGGAAAAGAGCAUGUCAACUCUAAAGGAGAUAUUGUAAAAGAAAGAACUUUAAGACCUCCUUGUAAAACUACUUGUCGCUUGAAAUGCUCUCAGCGCAUAAGUCAUGCACAAAGAGUACACAUUCAUUCUGACUAUUAUAAUAGUGAAAGAAACUUAAGUUCUAAACGCCAGUAUAUAGUUUCUUGUAUUACAACCAAGCCAAUAGCCAGGUCACGACAAAGAGAUGGUUCUAGAAAUAGUAGAAAAAACAGCCAUACUUAUUUUCUCAAAUGGGAUAACAAUUUUGAAAAAGUUUGCAAACAAUUUUUCUUGAACACACUAGUAAUAUCAGAAACAUUUGUUAAGUUUGCUCUCUUAAAAACCCAAAGUACUGGUAUGGUUGAACCAGACCAUCGUGGCAAACAUGUACCAGGAAACAAAAUA
Homalodisca vitripennis (glassy-winged sharpshooter) is the source of this 931-nucleotide messenger RNA. RefSeq lists its product as uncharacterized. The transcript has 2 exons. The record is from RefSeq and is a predicted model, not a curated record. Lineage: Eukaryota; Metazoa; Arthropoda; Insecta; Hemiptera; Cicadellidae. The coding region runs from base 28 to 489 and encodes 153 amino acids.